Ziziphus jujuba (common jujube) is the source of this 1390-nucleotide messenger RNA. Its product is annotated as GDSL esterase/lipase At5g55050. Gene Ontology annotation, molecular function: hydrolase activity, acting on ester bonds. The transcript is spliced from 5 exons. The record is from RefSeq and is a predicted model, not a curated record. The coding region runs from base 59 to 1168 and encodes 369 amino acids. Lineage: Eukaryota; Viridiplantae; Streptophyta; Magnoliopsida; Rosales; Rhamnaceae.
CUUCCACUCCUUCCCCACCACCCCAAAAACAAUAAAAUUAAAACUCUUGCACAUAUCAAUGGCCAAUUGCAAGUUUUUCUCUCUAAUGGGUUUCUUCUUCUUUAUCAUCUUCAUCAUCCAGCUCUCUGAGGUCACUUUCUCAGAGGCACAGAAAUUAGCUCCAGCCAUAUAUGUGUUUGGAGACUCUUUGGUGGAUGUGGGUAACAACAAUUAUCUCAAAAUCUCUCUUUCAAAGGCAAAUUUCCCUCACAAUGGAAUUGACUUUCCUACCAAAAAACCAACAGGAAGGUUCUCCAAUGGAAAAAAUGCUGCAGAUUUUCUCGCUGAGAAAGUGGGCUUACCAACUUCACCACCAUAUCUGUCAUUUAAAUCCAAGUUACACAAGAAUGAUGCAUCUUUUGCCGAUGGGGUUAGCUUUGCCUCAGGAGGAGCUGGAAUUUUUAAUGGCACAGAUGACACUUUUCGUCAGUCAUUACCUUUAGCAAAACAAGUGGAAUACUAUUCGACUGUGUUUGAAGAGCUGGUGAAGCAACUGGGAUCCACCGAAGCACAGAAGCGUCUAUCCAAAUCUUUGUUUGUCAUUGUUAUUGGAAGCAACGACAUCUUUGGCUACUUCGAAAACACCGAUCUUCACAAGAAAUAUACCCUACAACAGUAUGCUGAUUUCAUGGUUGUUACGCUUAAACAACGAUUACAGCAAUUACAUGGUUAUGGUGCACGUAAAUUUGUAGUAGCUGGGGUUGGGCCAAUUGGUUGUUGUCCAGGAGAAAGGUACAAAAGUAAGACAGAGGAAUGCAAAGAAGAUACAAAUGAGUUGUCUGUUAAGUACAAUGAAGCCCUGAAAUCCAUGUUGGAGGAGCUGAAAAUAGAGUUGAAAGACAUCAACUACUCCUACUUUGACACUUAUAGUCUUCUCUUAAAUAUCACUAAAAAUCCAGCGUCUUAUGGCUUUGUAGAGGUCAAAGCUGCUUGUUGCGGUCUUGGAAAUCUUAAUGCCGAGGCUUUUUGCGUUCCAGUUUCAAAAUAUUGCUCCAAUAGAAGAGACCACGUUUUUUGGGAUAAAUACCACCCUACUGAGGCAGCCAGUAGCAUUUUGGUGGAUAAUAUUUUUGAUGGUCCAUCACAGUACUCAUUUCCAUUGAAUGUGAAGCAAUUAAUUGCACCUUGAGCUCGUUUGAUUGUCCAAAUAUUAGAAUUGAAGAGAGGGAAAAAAUAAAAAUAAAAAAAUGAGAAUUUAAUUUUUUUUUCUUUUUUUUUCAGAGGAAAGCGAUAGGGCAACCUUUAUGCUGUAUACAGGUUAAAAUUGUAUACAAUUUCAAUGGUUAAAAAAUUGUACCAAAUUGAUGUUUAAAAUGGAAAGUGAUGUAAUAGCAUUAAAAUGAUUUUAUUA